This is a messenger RNA of Amphimedon queenslandica, 1362 nucleotides long. RefSeq lists its product as uncharacterized. The record is from RefSeq and is a predicted model, not a curated record. The transcript has 4 exons. NCBI's taxonomy places the organism in Eukaryota, Metazoa, Porifera, Demospongiae, Haplosclerida, Niphatidae. Gene Ontology annotation, molecular function: protein binding. The coding region runs from base 1 to 1362 and encodes 453 amino acids.
AUGGAUACUGAUCUAGAUAACUUAGCUCUCACUUCUACAGAAAUAGAAAUGAGCAUUGGUAAAGAAAUUGAAGCAGAAAAUGUCAAAAUUGAUGAACAAAAGUCAGCACUGUACUCAAAAUGGUUGUCAGUCAAUCCUAAAGCAACAUGGAGAGAUGUCAUUAAUGCACUGACUAGUAGAAAUCAGAACAAACUAGCUCAAGAUAUUAAAGUUGCUAUGGAGAGGAAUGUUGUCUCUAAGGAAUCAUCACGAAGAACAUCAAGUUUUGAUGAUGUUGAAAUCAUAUUUUUUCCAAAAGAUGAUCAAAUAGUUCAAGAUUCUUUGGAUGAAUUACAAGCAAAGUUCUCUCACAUCAUGAGAAAUGUAAAAUCAGCUUUUAAUUAUAAAACAGUCCGAAAUUCUCAACUUUCCUUUGACAUAUCCAAUUGGAUUGAGAGUUACCUUCACUGGGAGCAUGGUACAGCAGGUAGUGAUUUAGAUGAUAUCUUCAAAAAGAUCUACCAUAAUUAUGAUUUCAUUGACUGUAGUCUGAUAGUUGCUAUGUGUAAUGAGUUUAUAAGUGAUGAAAAAGAUCUACUUGAUGAGCUGAAGGUUUAUUCAUUAAAUGCUAAUGCAUUUCGUUCAUCAAGACCAAUUACUGAACUCAAACAAAAGCUACGUAAAGUGUAUGGACCUUAUAGACGACAGUUAGAGAAUAUGCCAUUGAUCUGUAUUGAACUACAAAAUCCUUGGAAUGAUGUUAAAAUUAAUGGACUAUAUAUUCUCAUUGGAAGAUUACUACCAAAAGAACUUAGACAGUCAAUAAUGAAAUGCAUCACUAUUGAACCAGGAUCUGUUGUCAUCAAGUUACAUAUUCUUGACUUUACUGCUGAUAGUCUGAUAGAAUAUAGAUCUACUAAGGGAAAAUUACAGUUUAUGCGUCUCAUUGCUGAACUGUUGCUGAAGGAACAAGUUGAUCCUAAUAUUCAAGAGGAAGAUGGUUGGAAUGCUUUAAUGUUGGCUUGUCAAAAUGGCCACAUUCAAAUAGCUAAACUAUUGCUAAAGGAACAAGUUGACCCUAAUAUUCAAGAGGAAGAUGGUUGGAAUGCUUUUAUGUUGGCUUGUGAAAAUGGUCACAUUCAAAUAGGCGAGCUGUUGCUGAAGGAACAAGUUGAUCCUAACAUUCAAGACAGAGUAGGUCAUACUGCUUUGAUGGCUGCCAGUUCUAAUGGACAUUAUGAAGUAGUUAAGUUAUUAUUAGAAUGGGAAGCUGACCCAACUAUUAAAUCAAAUGAAGGCCACACUGCUUUAUCACUUUCGAAAGACUCUGAAAUAAAGACAUUAAUUUACAACUACAUGUAUAAGAAGGAUGAUGUUGUAUAG